UGUCGUCGACAACAGUCCGCUAGUUCUUCCGUUAUUAUUGUUCUCCCGUUUUCCGUUUUAAUCGAUAGUUCAAUAUAAGCAUCACAGCUGCUGAGCUGGGCUAACAGUGGAUUAUUUCCAGUUAAUUAAUUCCCUGACCAAGGAGUAAUCCGCUAUCUGAAAGAUGGACAUCACUGCAUUAGCAAACGAUACGGAGUACAUUACUUCAUUGGAAAACGAUAAAGAGUCGAUAACUUCAUUGGAAAACGAUACCCGUACAGACAGUUCUCCAUUUCCUACGAGUACGUCAUGCACUGCUGACUGGACAUUAAGAGCCGAAGUCGAAAGUGGCAUCCCUUGUCAAUACAACUGGCAGCAAAUAGAACAGGCGUAUCUGUUCUACAUUUUCGCAUAUUUACCUCUUUUGCUGGUUUGCACCAUCGGCAACGUACUCAGCCUGGUUAUCCUAAUGCGCAGCCUGCGCCAGUGGAAGACAUCUGUCCGAUGUUAUAUGUUGGGAACUGCCGUUGUCGAUCUCGGUGUUCUGUAUGUACAUCUUUGCCAAUGUUGUGCGGGUGUUGAUGUUAUACAGCUAUGCCCAUUAAGGCUAUUGUACUGAUUAGCAUACAGCUGAUUUUCGCGUAGUGAAAUUGUAGGGGCAUCAUCGCUGUUGUUAAAGUGUUAUACAACAACUAACGAUUGUAAAAUGUGGAGUAUUGAGCAUCAGUAACUUUAUCUUCUUGUCUGCGCAUAGUGAGAUGGUUAGGAUUGCCAUUCUGCGUAUGGAAUAUAGGGAUGUGGUACCACCUACCGUUUGCAACGAAAGCGGACGUAAACGCCAGCAUUAGCCUCCUGGAUGGGAGUACAGCAUGGUUUCAGCAAAUCUGCAUGCACUGCUCUGACUGGAUACUAGUGGCAUUUAGCUGGGAACGACUACUAAUAAUUAUUAGCCCCUUCCGAUUCCGACUGUUACAACGAGUGUCGACGGCCUGGAUUAUAAUAGCGAUCCUAUGUCUCGUAGCGCUACCGAUUGGUGUAUUCCAGUUUGUCUCUUCUUAUGAGUAUUUGUACUAUGUCCAUCGUGCAGACGAUAUUAGGCACCCUACGUCCAGCGCGCCAGUUUGGUUUAAUCGAUGGUUAAAGAUCGACGGAGAGGCUACGGUCAUUGUGCAAAUCGUGACCUUUAUCCUUAUCCUCAUGCCCAGCGUUUGCCUGAUCGUGUUUCUCGGUCGUCAGCACCAAUCAACCAUCAGUCAAAUGCGUCUCCAACAGUUACAGUCGGCGCGGUCGCGGCCCAGCUUAAACCGAAGUGAUUCUCGCUCCGAAACGGGCACUACCAUCAUCCUGCUUAGCAGUUCGGCAUUGUAUCUUGCCACCAGAUUUCCCACGGUCGUUCAGUCAUGCUUGUUGUACUUAGGCGAUGUACACUACGACUGGACAGUUGAACUUUUUGCUGGAGCUUUUGUCGACAUCGCCAUGUACGCUGGGUAUUCAUUUACAUUUUUCACUUACCUUGUCACCACAAAGAAUUUCCGCGAGCAUGCCUUUAAACUGUUUACUCCUCUGUUGUCCAAGAGCUGUUCGUGCUUAUACCAUCCUGGAUCGUGGUGGUUUUGUGUGUGCUUCCGAACGGGGAUGUCGCCGCCGCGUGAAUAGUGCAGCUGCGGAUAUUUCCGUGACAAAAAUGUCCAGCUUUCAUUAAUAAAUUCGAUUAAGAAAUCCAUACUGU
Molecule: messenger RNA, 1708 nt
Organism: Paramacrobiotus metropolitanus
Lineage: Eukaryota; Metazoa; Tardigrada; Eutardigrada; Parachela; Macrobiotidae
Exons: 4
Coding region: 775-1635 (286 amino acids)
Biological process (GO): G protein-coupled receptor signaling pathway
Cellular component (GO): plasma membrane
Molecular function (GO): G protein-coupled peptide receptor activity
Source: RefSeq, a predicted model, not a curated record